Messenger RNA from Hyphopichia burtonii NRRL Y-1933, 5751 nucleotides. It is a transcript of the gene SEC7, whose product is annotated as Arf family guanine nucleotide exchange factor. Gene Ontology annotation, molecular function: guanyl-nucleotide exchange factor activity. The record is from RefSeq and is a predicted model, not a curated record. The coding region runs from base 1 to 5751 and encodes 1916 amino acids. The transcript has a single exon. Gene Ontology annotation, biological process: regulation of ARF protein signal transduction. NCBI's taxonomy places the organism in Eukaryota, Fungi, Ascomycota, Pichiomycetes, Serinales, Debaryomycetaceae.
AUGACUGACGACGAUCCUAGUGCCGCUGUUAAGGAUGGAUCUGCCAAUGACAAUCCGGAAACAGGUUCCUCGACUGUUGUUGAUGAACCUUCACAGAAACUGGUGGAUGUAAAUUCCAAUGGCGAUAGCUUGGAAGAGAUUGCUCUAAAAGAGGAUCACAAGGAUGAUACCCCUAAAGAUAAAGUGAAUGAAGGGCCAAGUGAAGAAUCUACUACUAAUACUUCUAAUAAUAAUAAUGACGAGGAUGAUAAAGCUAAUCUUGCGAAAGAUAAGGAAGAUGAAUUGGAUGAGAAAAAGACUGAUGAAAAACAUGAAGGUGUUGAACCACCUCAAGUUCCUGAAAAAGAUGUACCUAAUACCCAACAAAAAGAAAAGCUUCAAGACGAAGAAAAAGUAGAUAAUGCCCCAGAUUCGACACCAAUACCCUCUAAUGGACAAGCAGAGUCAAAUGGAGCCACUACCCCUACGAUUCCACAAACACCAGAAAUUUCAAUUCAUGAAGAUACCACCUCAGGCCACCCGCUGCGUGUUGCCUCUUUAUCUUCUCGAACUCACACUCGCCAGCAAUCAACUGUUUCUUUAAGCUCGAAUGCUACAGUUGACAAUACCCAAAUAUUCAAGAAAACAUUUGAUCUCAUUAUGAUGAGUAAGGAAGCAAAAAAAAAUGAAGAAUUGAAAAAUUCAGUACAAAAAGCAAUUGAUUCAUUGAAUGAUAACAAUUCAAGAGAUCCUCACGUAUUAUUUAACGCUUUAAAACUCACUUGUGAAUCUUCUAGUAAUGAUUUAAAGUCAAAGGCUGUUGAUUUAUUCGCAAAAUUGUUUGAUUACGCGCUGUUUGAUGAUGAUGAAGAUAAAGUCAGGUUAACAGAUGACUCAGUCGACGUUGUCGCAUCUUGUUUCGAUGGUGAAGGUACUGACCCUGAAGUUGAAUUACAAGUUGUAAGAGCAUUAAUGCAUAGUAUUUUACUUAUGCCUUGCCAUGGUGCUUCUCUAUUAAAAGCAGUAAGACAGAUUUACAAUGUUUUUAUUUUCUCAUUGGUCCCACGAAAUCAAGCAGUAGCCCAGGGUAUAUUGACUCAAGUGAUAGGAGCAGUUUUCCAAAGAAUCACAGAUUCUUUAAGUUCAAGAAGCAAAACUAGUAGUACCCUUAACUUGAAAUCCCUGGCUGGAAGUAAAGAUGACCUUGCCGAAACCUCAGGCACUGGUGUUAAAUUAACUCUUGAGAAUUUGGAAAACUUCAACAAUGAAGCUAAUGAUUUAGAUCGCGUUGAUGAAGCUAAUAAAGCCAGCGAGAAGGAUGAAGAUUUAGCUGUGAAAGAUGCUUUCUUAAUUUUUAGAUCCAUGUGUAAGCUUUCGAUCAAAUCUUUAGAUUCCGAAACUUUAGAUAUGAGGUCUCAUUCAGUAAGAUCAAAGCUAUUAUCCUUACAUAUUAUCCAUACUAUUCUCAGAGAAAAUAUUGAUAUUUUCUUAAAUCAUGACGUUGUAUUAUUAUCAUCCAACAAUAAACCAGCUAGAUUAAUCAAUACAGUUAGAGAUUAUCUUAGUGUUGCAAUUGCUAGGAAUGCUGCAUCUCCGCUAGCACCCGUUUUUGAAUUAACUUUGGAAAUUCUCUGGUUAAUAAUUUCUAAUUUAAGAUCUGAGUUCAAAGACGAAAUUCCAGUUUUCUGGGAUGAGAUAUAUUUCCCAGUUGCAGAAAUGAAAACUUCCACUCCACACCAAAAAAGAUAUUUAUUAUCAAUCAUAGAAAGACUUUGUAAUGAUUCUCGAUGUAUCAUUGAAUUUUACUUAAAUUAUGACUGUGAUAGUAAUAUGUCAAAUAUAUGUGAAAAAUUAAUUGACUAUCUUACAAAGCUAUCUCUAGCAAGAGUAGAGGUGACAGCUAAUCAGAAAGCAGCGUACCAAGAAAACAAAAGAAAGGGUAUAUCUGUCUAUGAUAUCAAUAAAAUAGCUAAUUUGACUACUAGUACUAUGACAUCAAAACCACCUGAACCGGAUAUUUAUAAUCAUUUCCCAUUAGAAUAUGCAUUAAAGAUGACCUCGAUUAGUUGUUCUGUUGCAUUUUUAAGAUCAUUGUAUUCAUGGGCUCAAAAAGGGAUCAAUUCCAAUAAAAAAUUAGAAAAUGUAUCAAAUGGUUUACUUUCAAAUGGAAGAGAAAGAUCAGCUACUGUUGAUUCGGGUAACUCAACUGCAAAUAAUUCCAGAAAUCCUUCUUUCAUUGGGACUAAUAAUGGAACCAAUGAGGCUGUUAAUGAGACAGAUGAUCCUGAACAGUUUGAAAGCUUGAAACAACGUAAAAAACAACUCUUGGAAGGCAUUAAACAAUUCAACCAAAAGCCAAAGAAGGGUAUUAAGUACUUCUUGGAUAAUGAAUUCAUCAAACGAGAUGAUCCCCGUGAAAUUGCAGUCUUCCUAUUAGAAACCGAUGGUUUAGAUAAAGCUACAAUUGGUGAAUACUUGGGUGAAGGUGACGAGAAAAACAUUGCUAUCAUGCAUGCCUUUGUUGAUGAAAUGGAAUUCACCAAUGCCGGAUUCGUUGAUGCAAUGAGACGCUUUUUGCAAUCAUUUAGAUUGCCCGGUGAAGCUCAAAAGAUUGAUAGAUUUAUGUUAAAAUUUGCCGAAAGAUAUGUUUUGGGUAACCCAACUGUUUUCCGUAAUGCUGAUGCUGCCUAUAUCUUAUCGUACUCAGUGAUUUUAUUGAAUACUGAUUUACACUCACCUCAAAUCAAAAAUAGAAUGACGGUGGAAAGUUUCAUUAUGAAUAAUUCGGGUAUUAAUGAUGGUCAAGAUUUACCAAAAGAGCUUUUGACUAGUAUUUAUGAUGAGAUUCAACUGAAUGAAAUUAAAUUACAAUCUGAACAACACGCUGCUUUAUUAGCUGGUGACUUGAAUGUUGCAAAUAACUCUAAUCAAUCUGUUGGUUUCUUUGGUGGGCGUGAUUUGAGCCGUGAAGCUUACAUUCAUGCAUCUAAAGAAAUGUCAACAAAGACAGAAAAAUUAGUAAGAAAUUUAGGGAAAAAGCUUAAAUCAGAUGACGCCAGCGGUAACAGUAUUUUCUAUGCAGCCUCUCAUGUUCAUCAUGUUAAAUCAAUUUUUGAUACUUUAUGGAUGUCCAUUUUGGCCGGAUUAACUCCUCCAUUCAAAGAAUAUGACGAGGAUGAUGUUCUGAAAAUAUGCUUAGAGGGUAUCAAGUUAUCUAUCAAAAUUGCUUGUAUGUUUGACUUGGACUAUGCAAGAACUUCCUUCAUUGGUGCUUUAGUUCAAUUCGAAAAUUUGAAUAAUUAUGAAGAAAUGAAACCAAAGAAUGUUCAAGCUAUUUAUAUAAUGCUUGAUAUUGCCGUAAGUGAAGGUGAUAAUUUGAAGAAUGCUUGGAUUCAAAUAUUGACCUCCAUUUCACAAUUGGAAAGACUACAAUUGAUAGCUCAAGGUGUCGAUCAGGAUUCUAUUCCUGACGUUUCUGUGGCUAAGCUAGUCAAUAGAUCCUCUCUUGAAAGCUCAGCUGCUCAUGCAAGUAAUUCAAGCUUCUUUUCUUCAUUUACUAAUUCUACUACAGCAUCGCAAAAUGCAGCUAACAAGUUUUACAAUCAGCAUUUGACUCCACAAGCUGCAUAUUUGUUAUCGCAAACUGCUUUAGAAGUUUCCAUUGAUAAGGUAUUUACCAAUAGUGCUAAUUUAUCCGGUGAAAGUAUGGUCGAUUUUGUUAAAGCAUUGAGUGAAGUUUCGUCUGAAGAAAUUGAGUCAUCAGGUCAAAGUGCUAAUCCAAGAAUGUUUUCAUUGCAAAAAGUUGUUGAUAUUUGUUACUAUAAUAUGAAUCGUAUUCGUCUUGAAUGGUCACAAUUAUGGUCUAUAAUGGGUGAAACAUUUAAUAAAGUUGGUACUCAUUCAAAUCUGGCUAUAGUAUUUUUUGCUUUGGAUUCAUUAAGACAAUUAUCCAUGAGGUUUUUAGAUAUUGAUGAAUUGUCACAUUUCAAAUUUCAAAAAGAAUUUUUAAGACCCUUCGAGCAUAUAAUCAUUUAUAACAAUUCAAUUGAGGUCAAAGAUAUGGUAUUGGAAUGUAUUAAUAAUAUGAUUUUAGCAAGAGCCACACAAAUCAAAUCAGGAUGGAAAACAAUUUUUGGAGUUUUGACUGCUGCAUCAAAGGAACCUCGUGAGUCAUUAGUAUCAAAAACUUUCAAGAUGGCAAGUUGGAUUAAUAAUGAAUUUGCUGAUGAAGUGACUAACCAAGAAUCAUUUGCUGAUUUAGUGGUGUGUUUCACUGAAAUUGCAAAGAAUGAAAAAUUCCAAAGACUUAGUUUACUAUCAUUGGAAGUGUUACUGAAAUUAAUCAAACAAGUUGCUGACCUCAGUUUUAGUAAACAUGAAAGUAAUGGAAAAUCCUUAACUGUUACUAAUAAGGAUGGAAAGAAUGAUAAAAAUGAUAAUUUGGUAAGACUUUGGUUCCCUGUAUUAUUUGGAUUUCAUGAUAUUAUAAUGACUGGAGAAGAACUAGAAGUUAGAUCUAGAGCAUUGACUCAUUUAUUUGAUAGUUUAUUAGAAUAUGGGGCAUAUUUUGAAAAUGAUUUUUGGGAUUUGAUUUGUCGACAAUUAUUAUUUCCAAUUUUCAGUGUUUUAAGUAAUCAUUGGGAAUUAAAUAAUAUCGACGAAAGUUAUACCAGCGCUCCAGGAAGCCCAUCAAGUACUUCAAGUAUGACACCAAAAGAUAUUGAUCGAUUAAGUGUAUGGUUAUCGACCACUUUGAUCCAAGCAUUAAGAAAUAUGAUCUCAUUAUUCACUCAUUAUUUCGAAUCAUUAAGCAGGAUGAUUGAAGGAUACCUUGAAUUAGUUAUAUCAUGUAUUUGUCAAGAAAAUGAUACAAUUGCAAGGAUCGGUAGAUCCUGUUUAUAUACAUUAUUGAUUGAUAAUAGUACCAAAUUCAAUAAUGAUCAAUGGAGUCUUAUUAGUGAUGCAUUUGAAAAUUUAUUUGAUUUAACUACCGCUAAAGAAUUAUUUACAUCUGAUCCAUUAAAACAAAGUAAUUAUAUUGAAGAUCGAGAAGAUAAUGAUGUUGGAUCAACCAUUGAUUUGAAUGACCCAAGUUCACCAAAAGUUAAUAAGCUUUCUAGUAGUAUAGUUGAUGAUACUGAAGCUAGAUUAAGAAAAUCUCGAGAAAAAUCUCUGAUUGUUGUCAAAUGUGUAUUACAAUUAUUAAUGAUAGAAACCUUGAGUGAAUUAUUCGAAAAUGAAAUUUUUUAUGAAAGUAUUCCUUAUAAUUAUUUGAUUAGAUUAGCUAAUCUAUUAAAUGAAAGUUAUAAAUUUGCUAAGAAAUUUAAUGAUGAUUAUGAUUUAAGAGUCAGAUUAUGGAAUGCGGGUGUUAUCGAAAGAUUACCUAAUUUAUUAAAACAAGAAUCAAGUUCUCUGGCAGUUUAUUUAAACAUAAUGUUUAGAAUGUACUGUGAUGAUGAUAAGACUUCAACUCAAACUAAAAAAGAUAUUUUGAAUUCAAUCAUUCCAUUGUGUACUACAAUCAUCGAAAGGUACACCGAAUUCGAUGAAACAAACCAACAAAGAAAUAUUUCUACUUGGAAACCAGUCAUUGUUGAAAUAUAUCAUGGUUACGUUGAGCUCGAUGAGGAUGAUUUCCUCAAAUACACUCCAGUAUUAUAUGAGUUAACCUUGAGUUUAUUUUCCAAAAGCAUGAGUUCCGAUCUCAGGGCUGCUGUUAAGGGCUUCUUGGGAAGAGUCGGUGAUGCUUUUGUUAAUAAAGCUCAAGAAUAG